Haliaeetus leucocephalus (bald eagle) is the source of this 1396-nucleotide messenger RNA. RefSeq names its product hydroperoxide isomerase ALOXE3-like. The record is from RefSeq and is a predicted model, not a curated record. Lineage: Eukaryota; Metazoa; Chordata; Aves; Accipitriformes; Accipitridae. The annotation marks the transcript as partial. Gene Ontology annotation, molecular function: iron ion binding; oxidoreductase activity, acting on single donors with incorporation of molecular oxygen, incorporation of two atoms of oxygen. Gene Ontology annotation, biological process: lipid oxidation; linoleic acid metabolic process. The transcript is spliced from 9 exons.
AUGUCCCCUGUCCCCAGCCAGAUCCGGGUGCGCCUCCGGGGGCUUCGCUGCGGCGGCUCCUGGCGCAGCUUCGAGGACAUUCGGGAGGCGCUGGAGGGGCCCGGGACCCCCAUCAGUGUGUUUGGGGGGACCCAGGCGUGUGGGGGGGAUGACACCCGGGUGUUUGGCCGGGGGACACACACACCCAGAUGUGGGGGUGCGCAGGGGGGACGCAUCUUCCUGGCCGACUACGCGCUGCUGGAUGGGCUCCCCACGGGGUGCGUGGGGGGGGAACCCCAAUUCCUGGCCGCCCCCCUCUGCCUGCUCUGGAUCAGCCCCAGCCAGCAGCUCCUGCCCAUCGCCAUCCAGCUGUCCCAGCACCCCGGCCCCGAGUCGCCCAUCUUCCUGCCGGGGGACGGGCCGUGGGAGUGGGCGCUGGCCAAGCUGUGGGUGCGGGGCGCCCACUUCACCCUGCACGAGGCUGUCACCCACCUGCUGCACACUCACUUCUUGGGGGAGACCUUCGCUCUGGCCACCCACCGCCUGCCUGCCUGCCGCGCCAUCCACCAGCUCCUGCUGCCUCACUGCCGCUUCACCUUCCACAUCAAUAUUUUGGCCCGGGAGGCCCUGCUCAGCCCUGGGGCAUUCAUUGACCAGGCCACGGCCGUGGGGCGGGAAGGGACGCUGGAGCUGGUGGCCCGGGGGACGGCGGCGCUGACCUACAGGGAGCUGUGUGUCCCCGAUGACCUGGAGCACCGCGGCGUCACCAACAUCCCCAACUACCACUACCGCGAUGACGCCCUGGAGAUCUGGGGAGCCAUCGAGAGCCUAGUGGAGGGGAUCGUGGCUCUCUACUACCCCGAGGACAGUGACGUGGCCGAGGACUACGAGCUCCAGGACUGGGUGGGCGAGAUCUUCACCUAUGCUGUCCUGGGCAAUGAGAAGACGGGUUUCCCCUCGAAGCUCUGCAGCCGCCCCGAGCUGGUGAAGUUCGUCACCAUGAUCAUCUUCUGCUGCUCCGCCCGGCACGCUGCCGUCAACAGCGGCCAGUACGACUAUGCCGCCUGGAUGCCCAACACGCCGGGAACGCUGGGGCGACCACCGCCACGGAGGAAGGAGGAGGCCACCGCCGAGCUGCUGCUGAGGACCCUCCUGUCCCCCGACGCCACCGGCGCCCUCCUGGCCCUGCUCAGCGUCGUCAGCUACGAGGGCGGAGAGCCGCGGCCGCUGGGCUCCCGCUCCGAGGAGCUCCUCAGUGGGGCGGCCCCACGGCGGCUCUUGGCCUCCUUCCGGCGCCGCUUGGCCGCCAUCUCCCACCGCAUCCGGCAGCGCAACGAGGGGCUGGCGUUGCCCUACCCCUACCUCGACCCCGCCUGCGUCCAGGAGAGCGUCGCCAUCUGCCCCCCCCCUCCACAAU